Messenger RNA from Paramecium pentaurelia, 2423 nucleotides. The record is from the annotation of a GenBank genome assembly. Lineage: Eukaryota; Ciliophora; Oligohymenophorea; Peniculida; Parameciidae.
AUGAAUAAGCCGAGAUUCUUGUUAUAGUUUGCUAUAAGAGAAGCAAAACAUUAAGAAGAUAAGAGGAUUGAAUUAGAAGCCAUGAAUAAUGUUGAAAAAGAAAUCUAACAGUUCGAGAACAGUGAGUAAAUUGAUAAAAUAAUUAGUGUAUGGAAAUUGAAGCCUUUAAAGAUCAUUCAAAAAAUAGCCAUUUUUAUCACUAAAAUGAAACAUUAUUCACCUAUUUAUAGAUUUAAGAUAUUGAAUAAGAAUAUAUUUUAUUUGAUAAGGGAUCGAACAAGUUCAUUUUAAUAUUACCUUUAUAGUCGACUGUUAGAAAAAAAGCCAACAAGAGUAUAUGUUAUUUUAAUAUGAAAUAGUUUGGUUAAAUGAAGUAUGAAGGAAAACUAACUAAUGCUAUUUGGUGGAGAACAUGGUCAUUUCUAAAAAGUAAUCAAACUGUUUUAUUACCUGCUGAUAAGUUCCUAUUUGUUUGGGAUGUUAUCUUAAUGUUUGUAACCAUUAUGAAUAUACUCUAUGUUCCAUUAUAGUUGUCAUUUGACUUGAGCAAAGAAGAAAUAGGAAAUGCAUACCUUUUAUUUAGUACUCUUCCAAGUUGCAUAUUUUUGGUCGAAUUAGUCUUGAAUUUUUUUAAAGGCUAUUAUGUAAGAGGAAUAUUACAUACAUCAAAACGUGAUAUAUUUUGGCAUUAUGUGAAAGGAGAGUUCAUUAUAGAUCUGACAGUUGUGUUACCAUUCAUUCUUUCAUGGUUUGGCUACUCAUUUGCCAAUUAUCUUAUGUUGAUACGAAUGACUAAGGUAAGAAGGACUAUGGUAGUCAUAGAGGAGAUCUCAAAUUUCAAAGAAAAGACAGCAGUAAUAUAUUCUCUAUUUUGUUUAAUUUAUUCUCUUUUGUUGAUAUCUCAUUUUUGUGCAUGUUUAUUUCAUUAUUUUGCCAUUCUUGAAGUAGAUAAUGGAUAUUCACACACUUGGCUACAUUAAUAAGGAAUAUAUGAAGCAGAUGCAUAUGUAAAAUACUUUACUUCAUUAUAUUGGGUAACAAUAACUUCAAUGACUGUGGGAUAUGGUGACAUAGUACCUGUGACUACUCCUGAAAAAAUCUUAGUCACUUUUUUAACAUUUUUAGUAGUUGGUACAUUCGGUUAUGCUUUAGGAAUGAUUCAAAGUAUCUUCUAUAAAUUAGCUGAAUAAUAAAAUCUUAAUAAUGCUAAACUUAGAUUAGUAAGUAAUCAUAUAAAAUAAAGAGGAUUAAAUACAUAAUUACAAUUUAGAGUUAGAAAGUAUAUUGAAUAUUAUUUAUAAUUUAAAUAAGAGGAAGAAUUAGAUUUAGAUGAAUUAAUGGGUUAAUUAAAUCCAAAAUUAAAAUAAGAAGUUUAAAUAGCAAUGUAUUAUAGUUAUUUAAAAAAUUCAAAAUUGUUAGGUUCAAAUCUAUCAGAUGAAAUACUUAAGAAAUUAUGUUAAUGUGUUCAUGAAAGAACUUAUGCUCCUGAAGAAUUUAUUAUUAAGAAAGAUGAUCAUCCUGAUAAACUCUACAUAGUAUUAUCAGGAAGAAUCAAAUCAGUAUUAUUAGAUAGAACAAUAAAGAGAUAUGUAAGUGGUAAAUUAGUUUGUGAAAGAGAAUUCUUCUUUUAAGAUUAUAUGUAAUUUGAUAUGGUUGCCUAAACUUUUGUAUAAGUAGCCUAUAUUAAUUAAACUGAUUUCUUGAAUAUUUUAUAGAAGGAUACUAGAUAAUAUGAAAAAUAUAGACUUACUUUGGAUAGAACAUAAUUUGGAGACAAUAACAAUUAGAUAAUUUGUGAGGCAUGUUCUAGUCAUCAUUAAUUUAAACAUUGUCCACUUGUUUUCUUUAGAAAAAAUAAAAAUAAAGUUAUCUCAAUUUAUAAUAGCAGCAUUAAUCAUGAAAGACAAAUGCAUAUUAGAUAGAGAAAGAAAAGAAGAUUCAAUUGUUAAUUAAUAAAGGAGAGAGCCUUAGAUUAAAUUCUGGAUUUGAAUAAAUCUCUAGCUGUAGUUGAUAGCAAACUUCUCAUUAGAUUAGGUAUACAAAGAAAUGAGGAAGAUGAAGCAUCAUAUCCUGAUUAGACAAUUGUUUAACAUUCAUAAUAGGCUUCUUUGAAUUAAAAUGAUUAAAGAUAUGUAAUAAAAAAUAGAAUCAUGAGGUAAGUAAGUCAUAGAAGUUUACUUAUGCCUUCUGGGAAUAAUGUUUAAGAUAAUUUGGAAGAUAAUUAGGCUUAGAUAUUUAAUGCAGAAACAAACAUUGAUAAAGUAGAAGAAUAUGAUUAUUAUUACCCCCAUUAUAAUAUCUCAAAAGUAACAAAGUUGAUUAAUAAUUACAAUAUAUAUUCUAGAGUAUUAGAGAAGAUAAGAGGUCAUAAAAAUAGAUUUGCUUAAUAUAUUGCUAGAUAGAUAAUGUAUAAAAUUUUAUGA